AGCAGUCAGUUCCGGGAGUGCUCGAGCGGGAGCGGCCUCUGUCUCAGCGCUACUCCCUGACUGUCACCGUCUUCCACCCCACUUCCUGACCCGCGGGUGUGGGCUCGGUCAUGGUCGGGUACCACCCGGCCGCCGGGGAAGGGGAGCAUGGGCUGAGUCCCGCAGAGGUGGCGGCGGCAGGCUCCGUGUCGGGCUUCCUGACGCGAAUUCUCAUCAACCCACUGGAUGUCAUCAAAAUCCGGUUUCAGCUUCAAAUUGAACAGUUAUCGCUGUUUGAGCCAGGAGCCAAAUAUCAUGGCAUUUUGCAGGCAACUAACACAAUCCUCAGAGAGGAGGGUCUUCAGGCAUUCUGGAAAGGUCACAUCCCAGCCCAGCUUCUUUCUGUCUCCUAUGGAGCCGUCCAGUUUGUGAGUUUUGAAUUUCUAACAAAGUUUGUCCACAAUGCUACGCUUUAUGACUCGAGGAUUCCCACAGUGCACUUUGUAUGCGGGGGCUUGGCAGCGUGUUCAGCCACGGUUACUGUGCAACCACUUGACACUCUCCGCACCAGAUUUGUGGCACAGGGUGAGCCAAAGGUUUAUAGGAGUCUGUGGCAUGCAGUAGUCACCAUGUACAGAAAUGAAGGACCCCUGUCAUUCUAUCGAGGCCUCACUCCCACUCUAGUAGCUGUUUUCCCCUACGCUGGGUUUCAGUUUGCCUUUUACAACAUUUUUCAACAUAUCUGUGAAUGGGCUGUGCCAUCACGUGAAGCCUGGAUGGUUAAUGUAGAGAAUCUGGUGUGUGGCGGCGGUGCAGGGGUCAUAAGUAAAACACUAACAUACCCCUUUGACCUCCUUAAGAAGAGACUGCAGGUGGAAGGAUUUGAACAAGCACGCACUGCCUUUGGACAGGUACAGACCUACAGUGGUUUCCUGGACUGUGCCUAUCAAGUGGCUCAGACUGAGGGCCUGAGGGGAUUUUUCAAGGGCCUGUCCCCUAGCAUGCUGAAAGCAGCCGUCUCCACUGGAUUCAGCUUCUUCUGGUACGAACUCUUCUGCAAUAUCUUGGGAAACCAUAAAAAGCGUUUAGAAUAUCAGCGACGCUUCAGACACACAAUUCCCUCACAAUGAGAAACAACUAACUACUUUCAUCGGACUGCCUUAACUUAGCAGUAGUUUUGUUUCUAUUGUGAGUUCUUCUAAUUUGUUGGGAGCAAUGGAGUCCCUUUAGAAUCCCUCCCACUCCACCUGGCUGUGCAGAGAAUUUUUGCACUGUUAUUGGAUCUGUCUCAUGGACGAAUGGUUGGAGCUGUCUGAACAACCUACUGAUGCUUUUUGUAAAGUAUAAAACAGAGGAGAAUUCAACAGCAUUGGGCUGUUACUUUAAAUGGAGAGAAUAAAGUUGCUGUUCUCAUUUAACUCCUGAGCAUAGCCAACAAUGGAAUGGAAACUAGAUUGCAAUUAAGAGUCCUAUUUAAAAAAAAGUUAAUAUUUAUUUUUCUAAAGUGAUGCAUGUAUUUGGUAAUCUGUUUAUCAUUUUGGCUUCAUUUUAUGAAAAAGUGCUAAAAUAUAAAUAUAUAUUAUAUGUAGGUAUAAAUGUUUAUUUGGAGUUUGAGAAUAUUGCACUAUUGAUGUUCAGAUUGCCAGCACCUGUCAACUAUUUUCUUGGUCAGUUUUGCACAAGGUUCAAUGCAUUGUAAGAGUGCCCAAACACUGCCUGUGGGUCAUAUCCCCCAGGUCGUAGGUCUGAUUCUCAGUUGGUGUGGAGUCAGCAUAUCAGGUAAUUGAGGCUUCAGACCUUCUCCGGAGUGGGUUGGGGAACUCAGUCACUCCUGAUCACUUGUUGCUUCAGAAGUGAGCAAUAGCCAUAAAUAGGAUCAAGUACAGUUGUGAUGCUCUCUGUUGUCAGAGUCUUGUAACACUUCGCACCUGGGCAUGAAUGUAAGUGGUGAUUCAGGUAACGGACAAGAGGUUAUCAGUAAUUCAGGAGAAAGGGCUUUUGUGGCACAAUGGUAGUGUCUCUACCUCUGGGCCAGGAGGCUUGGGUUCAUGUUCUACCUACGCUGAAUGCAUGUCAUUACAUAUCUGAACAGGUUGAUACUUUUAAUUUUUUUUAAAAUAUAACUCAGGAGAUGGUAGGAGUGAAGUGCAAAGGAGAGAGUGUUGAGGUAAAUGUUUAAGCAUUUAAACUUUAAAUCAUCCUAAAACUGUCAUCACUUGUGAAGAAUUGCCUCCUCUCUGUAUGGUUCAUACAUUUUGUAAUAAAGAUUUCUGAAGUAUUUUUAGUAAA
Stegostoma tigrinum is the source of this 2268-nucleotide messenger RNA. It is a transcript of the gene slc25a19, whose product is annotated as solute carrier family 25 member 19. Gene Ontology annotation, biological process: thiamine pyrophosphate transmembrane transport. Gene Ontology annotation, cellular component: mitochondrial inner membrane. Lineage: Eukaryota; Metazoa; Chordata; Chondrichthyes; Orectolobiformes; Stegostomatidae. The transcript is spliced from 6 exons. Bases 111 to 1109 code for a protein of 332 amino acids. The record is from RefSeq and is a predicted model, not a curated record. Gene Ontology annotation, molecular function: thiamine transmembrane transporter activity.